CUCACCUCUUUCAGCACUAGACGCCUUUUCCCACACCACAAGCCUCAAUUUAAGAGAGGGAGAGAGAGAUAAGCUUCUUUUUUUUUUCUCUGUAUGGGAUGGAGGCGAACAACCAAAACGACACCGUUGCGCCGUUCGUGAUGAAGACUUUUCAGAUGGUCAACGAUCCGACGACAGACGAUUUAAUCGCCUGGGGAAACGCCAACAACAGUUUCAUCGUCGCCGAUCCUCUGGAACUCUCACGCCGAAUUCUUCCCUCUUACUUCAAACACAACAACUUCUCCAGUUUCGUUCGUCAACUCAACACUUAUGGAUUCAAGAAGGUGGACCCAGAUAAAUGGGAAUUUGCGAGCCACUGGUUUCUCCGAGGUCAGAAGCAUUUACUGAAGAACAUUUCGAGGAGAAGACACAAUCGGAAUUCGUAUUUUCAAGUGAAAUGUGAAGACGACGAGGAAUUGGCGAUGGAGAUUGCGAAGCUGAAGGAGGAACAGAGGGCUUUGGAAAUUGAAGUUGAAUCGAUGAACAAGCGAAUCGAGGCCACGGAGAAACGGCCGCAGCAGAUGAUGGCGUUUCUCUACAAGAUUAUUGAGAAUCCUGAGAUUMUUCCGAGGAUGAUCCUGCAGAACCGCCGUAUUCGGCAGCAGAGUGUGUCCGAGUCCGAUCUACUCGAACCCGACACAUCCGACUUCAAAUCCGACCAAGGUAACCGCCCGUCGGAAUCUAAACCUAUAAAUAGAGGGCUUCGUUUCACCAAUUUCUCCUCGAACCUAAUAUUGAGUCCAAGCUGCUUACUGACUUCAGCGUCGGAGAUUUUGCCAUCUUGUGCAGGUCUUCCAUUAACAUUUCGGGUCAGAACAAGGAUCGAGUUCGAGAUAGAUUGA
Molecule: messenger RNA, 881 nt
Organism: Momordica charantia (bitter melon)
Lineage: Eukaryota; Viridiplantae; Streptophyta; Magnoliopsida; Cucurbitales; Cucurbitaceae
Product: heat stress transcription factor C-1
Biological process (GO): regulation of transcription by RNA polymerase II; cellular response to heat
Cellular component (GO): nucleus
Molecular function (GO): RNA polymerase II cis-regulatory region sequence-specific DNA binding; DNA-binding transcription factor activity
Source: RefSeq, a predicted model, not a curated record